AUGGCAGCAGACACAUGGAGACCACGGAAGCACGCAGAUGCUGGUCCCGAUGACGUCCGCAAGAAGAAUCACAGCAACAACGCGGCCACCGAAAACUGCCGGGGUGAUCUUGGAGAGGUUCCUGCGGACAAAUACGAUGCUACGUACAACCUUGCUUGCCACAAGACUCUCUGCUCGCUGGGCUGCUCGACCUCGACGGCCACAGACGGCUUCCUCGGCAAAGCUGACGCGGGAAGUGCACCAACUGAGUAUGGAUUCGGCUCGGGAAGCAUGGUCGGUCUGGUGGAAGAGGCCGACGCUGACGUCGACGAGGUCAGGACGCCAUAUGUCGUGCCAGAAGACGGUGGCGCUGCAUCUGGAACAGAAAUUGCGCUCGACUCCUGGGCUGGAGCUGUAGGUGGCGAGACGGCCAAGGCGCUGGAUGUCGGGAUCGGAGAAGUCGAGGGAGCGCGGUGCUUGGUGGUGGAGAAAGAUGUUGGCGCGCGGCACAAAGGCCCAGGUCUGGAUCUCAAAGCCGGAAGACAGGCGACAAGAUCGACAGGCGCAGGUGCCGGCAAGAUAGCGGGUUCGUCGGCCGACGGAAACGGUACAGCCCCCUUCGCGCUGGCUUCACAGCCGCGUCCACGUCCCAGUCGGUCGCCUAGACAGGCUGCACGAAUUCGGGUGCAGAACCGGCGGCUGGAGUACCUGCGGCGCAAUCCGUCGUAUGUCGAGAACGUGCAGCUGUACCACGAGCUGGUGCGCGCAUUCCAGACGCCAGACGAACGGAGAGCCGAGGCACGCGACAAAGGUUUCGGACAGGUGUUGGAAGCGUCUAUGUUGCGGAAUCCAGAGCGACUACAUCGAAUAGGCGAAGAAGAGGAAGAGGAAGAGGAAGAGGGUCAUGGCAUUGACCAAAACGACAGGGCCACGGCUGGUGACCUCGACCUAGAUGAUGAAGACGGCAGCGAUGCGACAUCGCCGCGAGAUGCAGCCAGCCGGCGCUGGCAGGCAAUUGUACGCAACUGGUUUGUGAGCGGCGGAGCGUCUGCCGACGGCUUCGACUACGUGACAGUGGACGACGACAGCGACUACGACGUGUUGGCGCGAGCCGAUGCCGAAGAGGCCUGGUUCGACGACGAGUCGCCGGGAUGGGCAGAUGCCGACGACGACGACAGGACAAGGACGGGAGACACGGGCGUGCAGGACUAUUGA
This is a messenger RNA of Grosmannia clavigera kw1407, 1194 nucleotides long. RefSeq lists its product as uncharacterized. NCBI's taxonomy places the organism in Eukaryota, Fungi, Ascomycota, Sordariomycetes, Ophiostomatales, Ophiostomataceae. The record is from RefSeq and is a predicted model, not a curated record. Bases 1 to 1194 code for a protein of 397 amino acids. The transcript is spliced from 4 exons.